Molecule: messenger RNA, 10536 nt
Organism: Dipodomys spectabilis (banner-tailed kangaroo rat)
Lineage: Eukaryota; Metazoa; Chordata; Mammalia; Rodentia; Heteromyidae
Gene: Sptbn5
Product: spectrin beta, non-erythrocytic 5
Exons: 63
Biological process (GO): actin cytoskeleton organization
Cellular component (GO): cell projection; plasma membrane; cortical actin cytoskeleton
Molecular function (GO): actin filament binding
Source: RefSeq, a predicted model, not a curated record
CCCCACCCAGGUCCCACCAUGGCCUCUGACUAUGAGGCGGGUCAUAUCCGAAAGCUGCAGACUCGACACGCACUCGUGCAAGAGAAGACAUUCACCAAGUGGGUCAAUAACAUCUUCCGGCUGAGCCAGGUGGGCAUCAGGAUCCAGAACCUGUACACGGAGCUGGCCGAUGGCACCCGCCUGCUGCGGCUGCUGGAGCUCAUCUCGGGAGAGGCCCUGCCGCCGCCCAGCCACGGCCGCCUGCGCGUGCACUUCCUGGAAAACAACAGCCGGGCACUGGCCUUCCUCAGGGCCAAGGUGCCGAUUCCUCUCAUCGGACCAGAGAACAUCGUGGAUGGAGACCAGUCGCUCAUCCUGGGGCUCCUGUGGAUCAUCAUUCUGCGGUUCCAGAUUUCCCACAUCUCCCUGGACAGGGAGGAGUUUGGAGCCAGCGCAGCCCAGCUGUCCGCCAAGGAAGCUCUGCUUAUUUGGUGUCAGCGGAAGACGGCCAGCUACGCCAACGUGGACAUCACCGACUUCUCGCACAGCUGGAGUGACGGGCUGGGUUUUAACGCUCUCCUCCACGCGCACAGGCCAGACUUGGUAGAUUAUAGCUCCCUGCGUCCCGAGCGCGCGCUGCACAACCUGGCGUCGGCCUUCCACGUGGCUGAGCGGGAGCUCGGCAUCGCCCAGCUGCUGGACCCCGAGGACGUGGCCGCUCCACAGCCAGACGAGCACUCCAUCAUGACCUACGUCUCCCUCUACUACCACUGCCUCUCCCGCCUGCACCACGGGCAGACGGUGCAGAAGAGACUCGCCAAGAUCUUACUUCAGCUCCAGGAGACCGAGGCACUGCAGACUCAGUACGAGCAGCUGGUGGCCGACCUGCUCCGCUGGAUCACAGAGAAGCAGAUGCAGCUGGACGCCAGGGAUUUCCCGGACUCCCUGCCUGCCGUGCGCCAGCUGCUAGCGGCCUUUGCCUGCUUCCGCACCCAGGAAAAGCCGCCCAGACUGCAGCAGCGGGGAGCCGCGGAGGCCCUGCUCUUCCGGCUGCAGACUGCUCUCCGGGCCCAGAACCGUAGGCCCUUCCUGCCUCCAGAGGGCCUGAGCCUGGCAGAGCUCUCCCAGCGCUGGUCAGGGCUGGAGCGGGCAGAGGCGGCCCAGAGCCAGGCCCUGCAGCAGAGGCUACUAAAGCUAGAGCGACUGGAAACUCUGGCUGGGCGCUUCCAGCGUAAAGCAACCCUCCGGGAGAGCUUCCUAAAGGAUUCAGAGCAGGCUCUGGACCAGACCAGGGCCCCCCCAGCCAGCUCAGUCACCAUGGAGGCAGCCUCCCAGAGGCUGGGCAUACUGGAGGCCAGCAUCCUGCCCCAGGAAGGACGUUUCCAGGCCCUGGCUGAGAUUGCAGACAUCCUCCGGCAGGAGCAGUAUCACAGCUGGGCAGAUGUGGUCUACAGGCAGAAGGAGAUCAACCAGCGCUGGCACACCCUCCUUCAGAGUCUCCAGAAGCAAAGGAAGCAGAUGGCAGGCACGCAGGCUGUUCUGAGCCUGCUUCAGGAGGUGGAGGCCGCCUCUGACCAGCUUGAGGAGCUGCAGGUGGCAGCCAGCUCCACAGCCUGUGGGCAGCAGCUGGCAGAAGUAAUGGAGCUGCUGCAGAGACAUGACCUGUUAGAGGCACAGGUCUUGGCCUAUGGGGCACAUGUGAGCCAUCUUGCCCAUCAGAUUUCAAAGCUGGACUCCUCCCUGGGUACCGGUGUGGAGAUGCUUCAGGCUAAGGCCCAGGCACUUGACCACAUCUAUCAGAGCCUGGUGUCUCUUGUCAAGGCCCGGCGUAUGCUGCUGGAGCAGAACCUGCAGCAGACAGAGUUCCUGCACCGCUGUGAGGAGGAGGAGGUCUGGUUGCACAACUGCAGUAGACAAUUGGUGGAGAAAGCAAGCUUGGGCCGGGACCUCAGCCGGAUCGCAGUGGCCCUGCAGAAACACAAGGUCCUGGAAGCCGGGCUGCACCACCACCAGGCCGUGUGCGCGGACCUCACGCAAAGGGGUCGCCACCUGAGCACCCACGGGCCCACGAGGAAUCCCGAUCCCCGGGAGAGGGCGGAGGCCGUGCGGCGAGCUUGGGAGCAGCUGUGGACGCGGGCGGCGGGGCGGGGCGCCUGGCUGCAAACAGCCCUGCAGGUGGCGCAGUACCUGGCGGAAGCCGCCGAGGCCGCUUCGUGGCUGCUCCAGCAGCAGCGGGCCAUGCUGGGGGAGGCAGAGGCCGCGCACGGCCAAGCGCAGGCCCCGCACGGCCAGGCAGAAGCUGAGGACCUGUUGCUGCGCCACCUGCGGCUGGAGCGCGGAGUGCGCGCCUUCACGGCGGAGCUGCAGCGGCUGGAUGAGCUGGCGCGGGCGGCCGCAGCCCGGGCAUCGCUCACGGAAGAUCCCUCAGAAGGCUGGGGCAAGAUGAAUGGAGAUACAACUAGGAGACCCCUGCAGGAGACCCACACGCCAGCAGCACCAGACAGCCAGCGCUUGAGCGCCCAGGCCUCCAGAGCGAGCCUCACCUGGCUCCCAGAGACCGCCCUGGACACCUGGAAGCUGGCGGAAUGGGUGGACUGUCAGGAAAAGAUGCCCAUCAGCCACAGCGGGGAGCAGAAGCCUCAGGAGGUGGCUGCGCUGAGCCUUCCAGGGGGAGGACCUAGGAUGGCUCCUCCGGCGGAGUCUGACCUUGACUUUGACCCUAACACCAUACUCCAGACACAGGAUCGCUUGAGACAGGACUAUGAGGGCCUGUGCUCCCUGGCAGAGCUCCGCAGGACCCAGCUGGAGGAGGCAGUGGCCAUGUUCGGCUUCUGCAGCUCCUAUGGGGAGCUCCGGUCUUGGGUAGAGAAGCAGGCGGCCCUGCUGGGAACACUGCACCCCCGGGGCGACAACUUGGAAGUCAUGCAAUGCAAGUAUGAGAACUUCCUCGCUGCCCUUGCCAUGGGCCAGGGCCGCCGGGCUGAGGUCAGCGGCUGUGCUGAGCAGCUGAAGCAGAGGUGUCCUGCAGCUGCCGCCAAAAUCCAGCAGAUGCAGGAGGACCUGAGCCAGAGGUGGGGGCAGCUGGAGGCCCUGAAGGAGGAGAAGCGUGUGCAGCUGGCACACUGCGCAGAGGCGUGCGGCUUUCUGCAGGAGUGUGGCCCCCCGCGUGCCCAGCUGCAAGACGUGAUGCUGUGGCUGGAGACGCUGGAGCCAGGGCGCACAGAGGACAGCCACGGCGCCCUACACCUGACCCAGCAGAAGAUUCUGGUACUGGAGAGGAGGAUCCAGAGCCUCCAAAGGGUGGUGGAGUCGGGCCCUGCCUAGUGCCAGCCGCUGCGGGAGCACGUGGAGGCGGUGCAGGCGCGAAUGGCCCGGCGGGUCCAGGCCCAGGCAGAGGCUCGGGCGCAGCAGAGCUUCCUGCAGGACAGCCAGCAGCUUCUGCUGUGGACGCAGGGCCUCCAGGCCCGGCUGGGCAGCGAGGAGGAGCCAGGGGACCCGGGCUCGGCCCAGCGAGAGGAGAUGUGCCUGUGGCAGGAGAGGCUGCAGCGGCUGGAAGCUCAGAGUCCCUCCAUGGUAGCCAUCGACUCCCCCUACUCCCAAGAAGUGGCCAGUGCAGUGAGGCUCCUGGGCCAGCACAGCCGGGAGCUGAAGGCCGUGUGGGAGCAGAGCCAGCAGCGGCUGCAGGAGGGACUGGAGCUGCAGAGGUUUGGCAAAGAAGUGGAUCGUUUCACCGCCACCUGUGCCAGCCUGGAUGCCUUCCUGUGCCUGGACAGCCUGGGGGAGGAUGUGAGGGAGGCCCAGCGCCUGCUGCAGCAGCACCGGAGGCUCGAGUGGUCCCUGAGCGCCCUGGGACCUCGGGCGGAGGCCCUGCGGACGUACGGCGAGAAGCUGGUUCAAAGCCCACACUCUGCUGGGUACAAGGUCACAGAACAGCUGCAGAGUGCACAGGCGCAGUGGAGCCGACUUCAGGAGAGGAGUGAGCAGAGGAGGGAGCGGUUGCUGGCUUCGGUGCAGCUACAGGGAUGGAAGCAGGAUAUUGCCGAGCUGGUGCUGUGGCUGGAGGACAAGGGGCCGGCGACGGCGGAUGGGCAGCCCCAAAGGCCGAAUGACGUUCUCCGAAAACUCAGAUGGCAUGAAGCGGCUGUGAGCGAGCUGCUGGCCGCGCGCCAGCACGUGGAGCGCCUGCAGCAGACUGGGAGAGAGCUGUCAUGCAGUAUGCCGUAUGCCAGGGAGGACAUACAGACUCGGCUUGAGGGCUUGAGUCACCACUGGGAAGACUUGAACCACAAGAUGGCUGUGCGUGGGGAUGCGCUGCUGUGGGCCCGGCAGCAGGGACAGCUCCUGGGGCUCCUGCAGGAUGUCACAGAGAAGAUGGAGCAGCUGGAGGGGGCCCUGCAGAGUGCAGAGACCGGGCAGGACCUGUGUGCCAGCCGGAGUCUGCAGAAACGGCACCAGCAACUAGACAACAAGAACCAAGUGCUGGCCGGCAAGAUGGAUGCCCUCAUGUCCCAGGCCCGUGCUGAGGUCAGCUCACAGUCCAUCCUGGAAGAGACCCAGAAGUGCCACGAGAGGUUCCAGUCCCUGCAGGGCCGUUUGGCCGCCCGGCGCCUGCGGCUGCAGGCCGCGGUGCAGCUGCACCACUUCCACCAGCUGAGCCGCCUGGAGCUCACCUGGGUGGCCGAGCACCUGGCCAGCGCCAGCCCCGCCAGCUGCAGCCAGGGCUGGGAAGGUGCCCACAGCCUUCAACGUAAACACGAGGUGCUGCGGGCCGAGGUGAGAGCGCACCAGGGGCAGGUGCACCGGGUUCUGGGCUUCGGCCGGAGCCUCGGAGCCCCCGGAUAUCCCCACGCCCAGCAUGUCACGGAGCAGUGCCUGAAGCUGGAAGGCCGCUGGAGAGAGCUGGAACAGGCAUGUGAGGCUCGAGCCCACUGCCUGCAGCGGGCCGCCGCCUGCCAGCAGUGCUUCCUGUGCAUGUCAGAGCUGGAGGGCUGGGUGGAGGAGGCGCGGCCGGUGCUGAGCAGUCAGGACUACGGCACAGAUGCCAGCGCCACCUGCAGGCUUAUUUGGAAACACCAGGUGUUACAGGAGGAGCUGGCUCUGCGCUGGAGUUCCAUGCUGGAGCUGGAGCAGAGUGCCCAGGGCCUGGCUGGCCCUGAGGCCCCUGAACAGUUGGGCACCGUGCAGAAGAGGCUCUGGGAGCAGCUACGGGCUCUCCAGGAGUUGGCUGCCACCCGGGGCCUGGAGCUUGAGGGGACCCUGAGAUUCCACGAGUUCAUGAGCGAAGCGGCGGAUCUGCAGGGCUGGCUGGACAGUCAGAAGCAGGUGGUCAGGGCAGGGGAGAGCCUGGCAGAGGACCCGGAGCGGGUGCAGCACCUCUGCACCGAGUUUGCCAAGUUUCAGUGCCAGGUGGAGGCGGGCGGCCGGCGCGUGGCCUCCUGCCGGCAGCUGGCGGAGGCUCUGCCCGAGCCCCGCGCCCGCCAGACGCAGCGGGAGCUGCAGGCCUCGUGGUCGGAGCUGUGGGAGCUGACCCAGGCCCACGGCCGCCUGCUCCGAGAGGCCCAGACCACGCUCGGCCUUCACAGGGAUCUUCAGGAAGCCCUCACCCAGAUCCAGGACGCCGCCUCCAGCCUGCCCUGCGAUGACGAUGUGGCCCAGGACCUGCGGGGGCUGGAGGCCCAGCUGCGGUGGCUCGAGGGGCUGGAGCAGGAGCUCGGGGAAUGGGAACAGCGGCUGCAGGCUCUGCUGGAGGCUGGAGGCAGGGUGCAGAAGCGGAGUCCGGGGCCCGGGGCCUGUGCUGUGCAGCAGGGGCGGCAGGCGGUGAUGCAGGCUUGGGACACCUUACGGCAGCGCGUGCAGGCGCGCCGGGCCCAGCUGGAGCGCGCGCGCCUCCUGCUCCAUUUCCACACGGCGGUGCAGGACUACAUCUCCUGGGCGGCCAGCCUGCGCCCAGAGCUGCAGAUGGAGGAUGACUCCCCAGAGUCCCGCCCUGCCCCACCCAGCCUCAGCGCCCUCCAGUGGCUUCAGGCGGAACUGCAGGCCCGGGAGGCCCUUCGGCAGCAGGCCACCCAGCUGGGCCAGCAGGCGCUGCUAGCUGCAGGGGCACCGACGGAGGAGGUUCAGGCCGGGCUGCGCACCCUGCAGGAUGAGCAUGAGGCCUGGGUGCAGGAGCGGGAGCGGCUGCAGGCUGCAUUGCGGGAGCAGCAACUUCUCCGGCAGUGCGGCCGCCUGGAGAAGAUCCUGAUAGCCCAAGAGGCAGCCCUGAAAUCCAGUGCCCUCGGGAGCUCAGUGGAAGAGGUGGAGCGGCUGAUCCACAAGCAUGGAAUCUUCCAGAAGGUGCUCGCCGCCCAAGAUGAGAAGGUGGCGGCUCUGCGGGAGCAGCUGGAGGCGCUGCGGGGCCCGCGGGGGCAGCGCGCGCUUCACGCAGUGCUGGAGCGCGGGGCCCUGGUGCGGGAGCGGGCGGCGCGGCGCGGGGCGGCCCUGCACGCAGCGCGGCUACUGGCCGCCUUCACCAGCGCUGCCAGCCAGGCCGAGGAGUGGAUCACGGAGCGAGUGCAGCGGCUGGGCGAAUGGCGUCCCCCAGAGCACCUCAGAGAUCAUGGCACGCACUGGCGGCGACACCAGGCCUUCAAGGCUGAGGUGGAGGCGCACACGCAAGUCCUCACCUCUGUGGUCCAGCAGGGUGAGGCCCUCCUGGCGCUGCGCGAGCCUCCAGACGACCCAAGCCGGCAGCUGCAGGCCCUGCGGCAGCUCUGGGAGAAGCUGGGGCAGGCAGUGGCCCACAGGGACCAGGAGCUGGAAGACAAGUGGAAGUUUCUAGAGUUCCUGCACCAAGUAGAGCUUGCAGAGGCCUGGAUCCAGGAGAAGGAGGUGAUGGUGAACGUCCGAGACCUGGGCCGGGACCCCGAGCACUGCCUGCAGCUCUGCAGGCGGCUCCAUCAACUCCAGGAGGCCGUGGCGGCCAGGCGCACAGCGGGCCACGCGUACACAAGGCGCAUCGAGGACUUGUCACUGCAGCUCCGGAACUGGGACCCCGAGGAAGUGAGGAUCGUGUGCCAGAGGCAGCAGCAGCUCAGCGACAGGUGGACCAGUUUCCAUGGUAACCUGCGUCAGUACCAGCAGCAGCUGGAAGGCGCCCUGGAGAUGCACGCCCUGUCCCGGGAACUGGACGGGGUCAUGGAGAGGAUUGGGGAAAAAGCAGCCGCCACCCAGGCCCCGGUGGGCGAGGCGGAUGCGGAGCGCGCGCAGAGGCUGCUGGGGACGCAGGAGACGCUGGAGCAGGAGGUGGAGCUCAUGCAGGCGCAGGUGGAGUCCCUGCAGGACAGAGUGGGGCGCCUCUGCCGGAGGAGCUGCGUGGCAGCCCAGAGCCUCAGCCGCAAGCAGCAGGAGCUGAUGGGCGGCUGGCGGCGGCUCCGCAGCGAGGUCCGGAAGCGGAGGGAGUCCCUGGAGGCCCAGCACCAAGCUCAGAAGUUCCAGGCGUCUGUGCAGGCGCUGCAGGUGUGGUUCCGGGAGCUGCGGGCCGACAUGAGUGCUCAGGGCGCCCCCUGCAGCCCCGAGGGAGCAUUGCGCAUGCUGGAGGAGCACCGGGAAUGCAAGGUGGAGCUGGAGGUUCACAUGGACUGCGCCAACGUGGUCCGAAGCACCGGGCAGCGACUGCUGGCCACCGGACACCCCCUGGCCGCUGGCAUUCGCCAGGCCCUGGCUGCCUUAGAGCAGGAGCUGAGCAGCCUGCGGGGAGCCUGGCAGGAGCGCGAGCUGCAGCUGCAGCAGGCCCUGGCGCUGCAGCUGUUCCUGCGUUCUGUGGAGAAGGUGGAGCGCUGGCUGCGCAGCGAGGAAACCGCCGCCGAGGGGCUCGGGGACCCCUUGGCCAACUUGGAGAGCCUUGUGUGGAGGCACAGGAGGCUGGAGGAGGGCCUGCGAGCCCAGGAGGAAAAGAUGGCUGCUCUGGAGGCCACUGCCCGCGGCCUGCACCAGGAUGGACACCCGGAGGCCCACAGCACCUUGGCCAGAUGCCAGGCAGUGCUUCUGAGGAAAGAAGCACUCGUGGAGCGAGCGAGGACUCGGGGCCUCUGGUUGGAGGAACUGAAGCGGCUGCAGACCUUCCUGCAGGACUGCGACGAGGUGGCCGCGUGGCUGAGGGAGAAGCUGGUAGCACUGGAGGAGCGGGGGCAGGACCCCGCCACGCUGCCGGUGCAGCUGGGGAAGCAGCAGAAUCUGCAGGCCGAGCUGGACGCCAGCGCCCACCUGCAACAGGAGCUGCAGACGGAGGGGCGGAGGCUGCUGCAGGGCGGCUGCGAGGCCCCCGAGGCGGUCAGAGAGCGGCUACAGGAGCUCGGGGAGCUGUGGGGUGAGCUGCAAGCCAGCUGCCAGAGGAAGGAGGCCCAGCUACAGGAGGCACGCGAGGCCCUGCACCUGCAGCGGAGCGUGGAGGAACUAGAGCGCUGGCUGGAGCCUGUGGAAGCGGAGCUGAGGGCCCCAGUCAGGGGCCGGGACCUGCCCGAAGUGGAGGAGCUCCUGCGGGCCCAGGCUGAGCUGGAAGCGGCCUUAGCCAGGCGGGCGGGGCAGGCCCAGGCCCUGGUGCGGGAAGACCACCGCCUGGAUGGAGCCACCGAGGAGCAGGCCCGGCAGCUGCUGCAGAGGUUCCAGAACCUCCAAGAGGCUCUGCAGGAGCGCAGGACCCAGCUGGAGGCCCAGGACCUCCUCCUGCAGUUCCUCAGGGAUGCCGACGAGGAGCUGGCCUGGGUGCGGGAGAAGCUGCCCCUGGCCACCACCCAAGACACUGGCCAGAGCCUGAGCACCGUCCAGCACCUGCAGGAGAAGCACCAGAACCUGGAGUGUGAAAUGAGCAGCCACGAGGCGCUGAGCCAGGUCGUGGUGGGCACGGGGCGCAAGCUCCUGCAGGCCGGGCACUUCGCCGCCAUGGAGGUGGCUGCGCGUGUGCAGCAGCUGGAGGAGGCCACGGCGCAGCUGCGGGCGGCAACCUCGCGGCGGAGGCUGAUGCUGCAGCAGGCCCGCGAGGCCCAGCAGUUCCUGACAGAGCUCCUGGAGGCGGGGUCGUGGCUGGCGGAGCGGAGCCGUGCUCUGGACAGUGAGGACAUGGGCCGGCAUGCCGAAGCCACACAGGCCCUUCUGCGGCGGCUGGAGGCCAUCAAGAGAGACCUGGAGGGGUUCAGCCAGCACAUCGAGCAGCUGCGGCAGACAGCUGCCCUCCUGGAGAGCAGACAGAAUCCAGACAGCCCCCGGGUGCAGGCCCAGCUCCAGGCGGUGACAGGGGCCCACGAGCGGCUGCUCUGGAGAGCGGAGGGCCGGAGCCGGGGCCUGCAGGAGCAGCUGCAGCGACACCAGCUGCAGCGGGAGACGCUGCUGCUCGAUGCCUGGCUCACCACCACGCUGGCUGCCGUGGAGUCCCAGGACUGCGGGCAAGACCUGGACGGCGUCCAGGUGCUGCAAGAGAAGUUUGAAGCUUUCAGAAGCGAGGUCCAGAGCCUGGGGCAGGCCAAGCUGCAGGCCCUGUGGGAGCUGGCGGCCCCCCUGGAACAAGGAAUAUCAAGGUGCGACCCCCAGAUUCAAGCCCAGAAGAGCACUAUCCAGGCCGCUUGGGAGAGGCUGGAGCAGGCAAUGGAAGCCCGCACCCAGAGCCUGGCUGCAGCGCGUGAAGUGCGUGGCUUCGAGCAGGCCGCACGCGAGCUGCAGGGCUGGAUGCAGGAGAAGCGCGCCCAGCUGGAGCCCGCCUGCGGCCGAGGCCUGCAGCCCGCCCCGCAGCGGCAGCGGCGCCUGCAGAGGGAACUGGAGGCUAUCGGAAAGGAGGUGGCGCGGAUCCAGAUGGACGCUCGCCGCCUGGGCCAGAAGCACCCCGCCGCCCAGGACGGCCUGACCACGCAGCUGGCCACGCUGCAGGGCGCCUGGGCCUCCCUGCAGGCCGAGGCCCGGGAGCGGGGCCGGCGGCUGGAGCAGGCAGCCCAGGGCCAGGCCUUCCUCACUCGCUGCCAGGAGCUGCUAGCAUGGACUGAGGAGAGGCAGGCCCUGGUGUCGUCCGCGGAGCUGGCUGGAGACAUGGCGGGAGCCGAGCAGCUGCUGGGGCAGCCGGAGGAGCUGGAGCGCGGACUCCGGGAGCACUGCGUCCAAGCCCAGAACAUUCGGCAGGAAGGGCAGCAGCUGAUGGACAGCGGCCACUUCCUGUCCUCAGAGGUGGCAGAGCACCUGCAGGAGCUGGACACGCGGCUGCAGGGGCUGCGCGCGGCCUGGGCCCGGUGCCUGGGGCGCUGGGAAGACAGCCGCGGGCUGCAGAAGCGGCGGCGGGGGCUGGAGCGGGCCGAGGCCUGGCUGGCCGCCAGGGAGGGCCCGCUGCUGCUGGAGCCCAGCUGCGGGAACUCAGUGUCUGAUGUGGAGCAGCUGCUCCACAGACACAGGGACCUGGAGAAGCUGCUGGCAGCCCAGGAGGAGAAGUUUGCCCAGCUGUGGACGCCAUUAGAGGUGGCUUCCACAGAGCCCUUUGACCUCCAGGUCCAGAGUGAGAGCAUGGGCUGAGCACACGCCGUCCCCCGGGGAGGAGACGUCGGC